AUGUCAGCUCCAGAUGAGAAUCAAAUCAAACAAAUCAUAUCCGAACAAGCAAUGAAACAACCAAAUCCGGAUAAAAUGAAAGUGACAAAAAUUGAAUUGAGAAAGGUAAAUGCUUUUUUUUGCUUUUCUGAUUCUAACUGUAUAUUUUUUAGAAAACAUUGAAAGAGUUGGAAGAAAUGGCAACAGCCAGAUCAAAAGAUGAUAAAGAUACUGAUGAAGAAGAAGCAAAUCUUCCAGUUCCUCAUGUUUGUCCAUCUGAAUAUUCGUUGAAAGAAUUAAACAAUCAAUUGAUUCCUCUUCCAAUUGUUAGAGCUUUUAAUUCAGCCGAAGGAAAAAUUCGAAAGAAACAAUGA
Molecule: messenger RNA, 353 nt
Organism: Caenorhabditis angaria
Lineage: Eukaryota; Metazoa; Nematoda; Chromadorea; Rhabditida; Rhabditidae
Source: the annotation of a GenBank genome assembly